AUGUCUCUUCCUUCAACGUUCCAGGGCGCCGAAGUGCCUGAGCCAAAAGCCCAGCUGUCCAUUGCCCAACGCAGCCUAUCUGAUUUGAAGCCCAAUGAAGUGGGUAUCAAGGUCACUGCUACGGCCAUCAACCCCGUCGAUUACAAGAUACGCGAUUAUGCCGUUUUCAUACAGAAAUACCCUGCAGUCCUCGGUUCCGAUGCAGCAGGUGUAGUAGCUGCUGUCGGUUCUGAAGUCAAAGACUUGAAAGUCGGCGAGCGUGUGUUCUUCCAGGGUAUCAUUGGAAACUACGAAUCAUCAACCUUCCAGCAGUAUUGCAAGAUGCCCGCUGAGCUAGUGUCAAAGACACCCGACAACAUCAGCGAUGACGAAGCCGCAGGCAUCAUGCUGGCAACCAUAGCUGUUACGACUGGCUUUUACGCCCAAACAGGGCACGGCAUGACACCACCAUGGCAGGAAGGAGGUCGAAAUGUUGGAAAGGGAAAGUCCAUAAUCAUCAUCGGCGGUGCAUCUUCUGUAGGACAAUAUGCCAUCCAAAUGGCUCGCCUAUCAGGCUUCGAGCGUAUCGUCACAAAUGCCAGUGCCAGCAACCACGAGUUUCUCAAAAAGAUUGGCGCCCACGUCGUUUUGGAUCGUUCUGAGUCCACUCCUGAUGCUGUUUUCGAAGCAGCGGGAGGACUCCCCUUCGACUUUAUCUUCGAUGCAAUUUCCGCCCCCGCUACACAGAAGCUUGCGGUACAGGUUCUCCAGAAGGCAAAGGUAUCUGGAGGUCAUGUAGUCACCGUCCAAUCCCCCGACGCUGAAGCCAAGACACUAGGUCAGAGUGAAGAGCCUCACAUUGAAGUCAAGGGUAUUAUGGGGUUGGGAAGUUCGCCAGACCUACGGCAUUUGAGUGAGCCUCUUGCCAAAUCUCUGGGCGGACCCAAUGGGUACAUUGCGCAGGGGUUGUUUACUCCGAACCGGCCGCAAUUGGUGCCUGGAGGGCUUGCCGGACUUGAGGAGGCCUUUUCUUUGAGCAAGAGCGGAGUAUCUGGUAAAAAGCUUGUCAUUCGCCCUCAUGAAACGAAGUGA
Molecule: messenger RNA, 1071 nt
Organism: Bipolaris zeicola 26-R-13
Lineage: Eukaryota; Fungi; Ascomycota; Dothideomycetes; Pleosporales; Pleosporaceae
Exons: 1
Coding region: 1-1071 (356 amino acids)
Molecular function (GO): oxidoreductase activity, acting on NAD(P)H
Source: RefSeq, a predicted model, not a curated record